Molecule: messenger RNA, 5432 nt
Organism: Saprolegnia diclina VS20
Lineage: Eukaryota; Oomycota; Saprolegniomycetes; Saprolegniales; Saprolegniaceae
Exons: 1
Coding region: 11-5293 (1760 amino acids)
Source: RefSeq, a predicted model, not a curated record
ACUAGCCUCCAUGUCCAGUGAUGCGAAAAGCCAGCGCUCGCAGAUGCGCGUGUAUGCGGGAUCGUCGACCGCAACGUCCUCGAUCCAUGUGCUGCCCAAGACGAUGAAUGAUCCGCCUCCGUCGCUUCGUUUGCCUUUUCUCCUCGAGAUCGGCGGAAUGCUCUCUGUCGUCGUUGCAGUGGGACUCGGCGUCUACGCCCUCCUUGUCUUUGCCUCGUACCUCGAGACGGACUUCCUCGUUCCCAACUUUGGCACUGCGGUACCAGUCCUUGUCGCUGCACUUAACCACCGGCUCGCCGUCACGGGGAUCGGCGCAGUUGACGUAGUCGCGCCCCAAGCUGCCUACGUGCCGUUGCUGCAAGGCGUGAGCCCGGCGUAUCCGCGCCUCAUCAUGUACCAAGAGCUCACGCGCCUCUUGGAUGGCGUGCGCGGUCUCCGCCGACUGGCCGCGACUCAAGUCGUCAUGAUGGUCUCGCCCUACUGCUGGGCCGAUCUCAACAAAACGUACGAGCUCGCGUACACUGUGAAGCGCCAGGCGCGGUGCAAGCAGACGGAAGCCACCAACGGCGCCGUGCACCUCGAGACAGUGCUCCGCAACAUCGAUUUCAACGGCUUUCUGGAGGCGACGCAAGGGCUCUUUUUGUCUGCGAUCGCCCACCCGAUCGCGAGAAGCGGGGCACCCGGUGCCGCGUGGCUCUCGGCGCUGCAGACGCACGUGUGGACCGCAGAGUCGGAUGAAGUGGCGCUCUGGACGUCGUUCGGGCUCAACCGCUACACGCUGCAGUACGGCACCGGCAUCCGCAUUGGCGUGUUGGAGACAGUUCAAGUCGAGACGGCGCUCGGCCAAAGCUUGCUCUUGCCGCUCAAGACGAUGCCAACGACCAAUCGCUGGACGUUCCGGACGACCAAAGUGCUCUACAACCUUCUCUACAACGACUUGUACGCGAUUGGACUCAACCAAAGUCUCGUGCGAGGCACGACCAACUACUUUGGCGACAUUGACGUCAGCCAGAUCGAGGCGUAUGCACAGGGCCUCCCACUGCGACCGGCACAGCAAGCCAUCCACGACAUGAUCGGCUCACUCGGCAGCAUCGACGCCAAGUGGAUGCCGCCGCCCCAUAGCUUGGUCGCUGCCGUCGCAACCUUUCAAGCCGCCAUCAACGCACAUUUGGUCGCUGUAUCGUCGCUGCCAGCGAUCGAUAUGGCCCGUGAGAGUCUCUACCCGACGCCACGCCGCUGGGCAAAUCCGCAACUACGUUUUGUCUCGGGCAACCCAAUGUGCACGACGGGGACACCCCAGAGCUUUGUGCAGCAAACCUUUGGGUUCGAUGACAUUUGCAGCAGCCAGACGCCGUUGACGCUCGAGUGGCACGGCUUCAACGCCGCCUUUGCACUCUGGCUGCUUGGCGGCUCGGUCUCGGCGACCGACGUCUGCGCGCCAUUCCCCGGUGCUCCGCAGGCGUGCGAGCGGCUUCUUGCCGACGCCACGACGCUCUACGCAGCAAUGUCGCCUCCGCCUCUCGAUCCUUCGCUGCUAUCGGAGUUGGCGGCGCUGCAGAUAGGACUCCUCCAAAUCUUGAGCACCAACCAAGCUGCCAUCACGAUCGACCAGCAGCUUCUGUUGGCGCCCGAUUUUGUGUUUCUCGGCGCUAUGUACCUCUACGACUGGGCGACUAACUUUCGCGAAGUCGUCUCGUUCCAAGGCGACGAGGGCACCCACACACUCGUCUCGACCUUGUACGACGCCGUGGCCGCCGACCCGAUGGCGCCGCCCGCAGCGUUUGGACCGUACCUCUGGUAUCUAGCGACAGUCACAUCGAGCACAUUGGCCGCCCUCGCGGUGCUGCUCUUCGGCCUGCGCUGUUGCAGCAGCAGCGCGGGCUACGAUUGGCUGCGCUUCACGCCUUUGGUGGCGUCCGUGUGGGUGAGUCGCAACCUCUUGGUAUUUCGAAGCGUCGCGGCCAUACUGUGCUUGGCCACGGCGCCACUUGACGCUUCGACCCAUGGCUUGACACGCCUCGUGCUAGCGCCACGUUCGAUCUGGAUAUCGAGCUUGCUUGCGCUGGAAACUCUCUGGCUCGCACAUGUGGCCCACGAUGUGCUGAUGCCACUGAGCGACGCCUGGCUCGAGCUCCCGAUUGCGUUCAUGGGGUGGUUCGUGCUCGUUUUGAUCGACCAAGUGGCGCCCAUUACGCCCUCCGCGUCCCUCGACCGACAGUGCUACGCCAUCAAUAUGGAUCAAACGACGUACUGCGCUAGUGGAACCGUUCGCGCUGGCAGCUUUCAUCGAAGCGUCGUCGUGACUGCGGUCGUCGGGGCCGUCAUUGUCGCGUCCUUUGCGUGGUCAAUCUGGCGACAACGGAGCUCGACGCAGGGACCGAUGCUCCGCCCCAGCGCCAUGCUGCCCCAAAUGGCCCCUCUCCACGUCACAGCGACGGGCCACCAAGUGAGCAUGGUCACCGCCGUCAUGUGUGGUCUCGUGCCUCUAGCGUGGCGAGACCACACCUACGUAUUUGAUCUCAAGCUCUGGCUGGCUUUGCCGUCGGACGGCACUGCGCUGGCGUCGGCGGCUCAUGCCCGCGUAACCGUGCUGCCGUUCAGCGCCCCGUCGACGGCCUCGCGCGCAGCGACGACCGCACCUUCUGUGCUCCGCCGCAAGUCUGUGCAGCGGCUUUUGCGCUUUGUCGGUCUCUCGUACAUUGGCGUGACGCUCUGGAGCAACACUGCGUACCUCAGCGUCUUGGAGACAGCGCUAGGCAACGACUUUGGCUGGCCCGGCUUCAAUUCCACCGGCAUGCACGCUUUUCUCGCCAAUACGUUCAACCGGCAGCUCCUCACGUCCACUGACGCCACCCUCGCACUGCACGACCCGAUGUUUGGCGACCCGCUCCAGUCGUACAACUCGUCUGCUACGACUGUCACGUGGUACCCCACGAUGGCGCGACGGUACCUCUUCAACGCCUCCGCGCCGCUGCAGGAGCUCGUGCUGGGACUCCGAGCCAUGGACCCGUGUCAGCUGCCGUGGAUGUUUACGCAGUACUGCUGGCUGGACCUGGAUCGAACGUGGGAAAUGGCCAGCACUCGCCAGCGGCAAGUACGAUGUACGGCGAGCCAGCACAACGGCGCCCGGUACCUCGAGACGAGUCUGCGCAAUGUACAGGACUGGACGACGUGGCGCUCGUGCUGGGGCACUUCGUUCGAUGUCGGUAUCGGCAACGACUUGGCGGCGACUGUGACGGGCCGUCGCUGGCUGCAGCUUGUUCAAUCGAAUCUGCUGUCUGUACCCGAGGAAGUCGACGUUUGGAAGGCGUAUGGCAUCUCGGUGUUUUUGCUGCAAUGGCAAAACUACAAAGACACGGGGCUAAGUGACGCGAUGGUCAUCACUACGCCGUUCGGCCUUCCGUACACGCUGCCCAUCAGUGAGCGCAAAGGCGUUCUGCACCUCGAUCGCCAGACGUCCCAUCGCAUGUACUGGGGUCUCGCCAGCGACCUCUGGGCCGUCGCCAACAAUGCAACCAGCAUCGGCGGCUUGUCGCUCCUCCGCAGUAGUCCCAAGUUUGCCUUUACAAAUGCGACACGCGCACAAUUGCUCUUUGAAAACCGAACGCUCUAUGCGCCUCUCAACCCGGGUUUGGCGCUGUAUCAUAGCUCAUUGGGGCCGUUUGGCGCCGUCGACAUGGUGUACGUGAGCUGCCCCCCGUCGCUGCUAGCUCUCUACGACUACGUUUUGCACGCGGUCGGAAGCGUAGCGAGCUUGAAUGUGGAGGCGCAGACGGAGUUUCUCAGUCUGCCUGCCAAAACAUACAUUGGGCAGCUCCCAAGAACCCUCUUGAACGACCCAAGUCUGCGUCUUGUCGGGGGUAACCUUAUGUGCGGCAACGACCUCCCGGGAUCCCGCCCCUCGGGCGCACUCCUGACGCUCUUUAGCGCCGACACGGUGUGCGCGUGGCGAUACCUCGACUUUCUAACUCCGACGACGACCGGGCUCGUUUUUGCGCUUGCGGCUUUCGACGCCGUCCACCGCCUCGAGCCAAGUCUCGACUUUGACCUGUUUUGCGCCAGUGACGUGUACGCCGAGCCCAACUGCGCGGCCAUCUACGCCGCCUCCUAUGCCUUUAUGCUCAACCACUUGACGAACGCCCGAGACAGCUUUCGUCCACUCGCGACGGCAGCCGAGGCCGACCUGCAAGCCCUCUCGAUCGAGAUGACGCAGUACAUCAACCGCAGCGGCAGCAUGGAGCUGUACAGAAUCAAUCUUUUGGACCCCUCCGACCGACCUUGGACGUUCUUUGGAUGGAACUACGUGACUGCGUGGGUCAUUGGCCAGCGCGAAGUCGUCUCGUUCCAAGGCGACGGCGGCACGGUCACGGCCAUCUCUCGCUACACGACUCCGGCAUCACUCACGUUAACCGAAGCCGCAAUCCCGACGCGCCUCUCGUACGUCUGUCAGCAAUGUGUCCGGUACGUCACCGGUGCCAUCAUGGCGGGCGCGGGCGUCGCGGCCUAUUAUGCCAUUUUCGUAUGCCGUGGCCACAUUGAGGGCAUGAACCUAUUUGCGAUCAACCGGCUCAUUGGCCACGCGUGGAUCGGCCGAACACUUCUAUUGGUGCGCGGCGUCACGGCGCUAUGGCUGCUCAACACACCUUCGCUGGAGCUCAAGGCCAUUGGCGCCGGCGCGCGCUUUUUAGCGCUGCCGCUCGGGUGGUUCCCGACGCUUCUUGCGUCGUCCGAGCUCACGUGGCUGGUGUACAUCGCCAACGAUCUCUUGAGCUGCGUCACGCGACAGUACACGCCGUCAUACGCCUGGAAGAGCUCGGUCGCGGCCUGCGUGGUCGCAGCGGCCUGGACGUUUGCUGUCCCGAAACACUACAUUGCUUACGUGCACCGACAUUGUAGCUACGUCGACAUGGAUCUGGCGCUGGUGUGCACCAGCGGUCACGUUGAUUUGGGCCAUUGGAGUCGUGUCAGUAUUGACGUCGGUCUCUGCCUCGCGUGUGUUCUUAUUUUGGCGCUCGUGGAGCGGCUACGACGUCCGCAGCUUCCGUUGGCACCAGCGCCGUCGCUUCUUCUCAAUACGACAAGCGUCUACUCGUCCAACCUCGCAAAAUGGGUCGUCAACGGUCGCCAGUACAUGGACCGCAUGUCGGCUGCCAUGGGUGGCCUCGUGACGUGGCGCUACCGCGACGUUUUAUACGUCUUUGACAUCAAGUGCUGGCGGACCUUUGUCGUCGAACCCGAGGCUCAGUGUCCGUUUGACGUUGGCGCCGUCCUGCCGCUCGAUCGCAUUUGCUAAGUCAUCGGGAAGAACGUCUCUUACUGACAGGCCCAAUGCAUCAUCCAAGCAAUGACGCGGCCAGAUCGUGACUCUAUUCGACCGUCUGAGGCUCCUCCAGACUAAGUUACCAAAUCGAAACUUUUGCAACCUUCUCAAA